Aureobasidium subglaciale EXF-2481 is the source of this 1161-nucleotide messenger RNA. Its product is annotated as polysaccharide lyase family 1 protein. The transcript has 2 exons. The coding region runs from base 86 to 1090 and encodes 334 amino acids. The record is from RefSeq and is a predicted model, not a curated record. NCBI's taxonomy places the organism in Eukaryota, Fungi, Ascomycota, Dothideomycetes, Dothideales, Saccotheciaceae. Gene Ontology annotation, molecular function: pectate lyase activity.
GAUUUAUAUAAAUACCGCUCAGAAGAUAGGUCGAGAAGAAUUAAAGCACUCUUCAAUUGUGUCACACGAACAACGUUGCAGCAACAUGAAGCUCAAUCCCAUCGUAUGGCUCAGUAGCCUUGCAAUUGUUCAAGCGAACCCAUUCUCCAAAACUGAUUUCUCCCUCCAAGGCUUCGCAAAGGACAACCCUCUUGGCGUAACGACUGGCGGCAAAGGCGGUCGCACAACCACCGUGUCCAGCUUACCUGCUCUACGCACCGCACUCGCUGGUACCGAUCCAUUGACCGUGGUAGCCAAAGGCUCCUUCAACCUAACCGGCGUGACACGACUCCGCAUCGGCAGCAACAAGUCCCUGAUCGGCCACGAGAAGGGUGCAAAGUUCUUCGGCGGUGGCAUGUCUGCUGUAAAUCAGACCAAUAUCAUCAUUCGUAACAUUCAGAUCAGCUAUGCAUACGACAAUGAUUGCAUUACACUUCAGAACACCACUCGCGCAUGGAUCGACCACAAUGAAUUCUUCAGCGAUCUUGAACAUGGUCCUGACUUUUAUGAUGGCCAAGUCGACCUUGUUAGAGCCACUGAUUGGGUGACUGUGUCUUGGAACUACUUUCAUGAUCACUGGAAGUCCUCACUCGUUGGCAACAGCGACGUCCUCCGGGAAGUAGACGAAGGCCAUCUCCAUAUAACCUACCACCACAACUAUUGGCGCAACAUUGGCACCCGCGGCCCCGCCGGCCGAUUCGGCCACCAACACGUCUACAACAACUUAUAUCGCGACUACCUAUACCAAGCCAUCCACUCCCGCAGCGACAAUCAGAUGCUAGUCGAAGGCAAUGUGUUCCGUGGCAAUACCCGAGAGGCUGUGAGCACCUAUGGUCUUGUGAUCCCCGAAGAUUCGCCCAAUGCGUGUGUCUGUGGUGAUUAUGAACUUGAUGGUUUUGUGAAUUUUGGAGCGAAGAAUGAUUUCGGGAGGGCGGGAAUUAACGUCACGCAGUGGGGUAACUUCAAGAAGGCACCUUAUAGGUAUGACUUGACCAGGUUGUCGGAUGUGGAGAAGGUUAUUGUCAAGGGUGCUGGCAUCGGCAAGAUUUGAGGAGAGAGAUGAUAGGGUGAAGAACAUGUCCGUAAGUUGAGCUUGGUAAUUAUCAUAGCAUGGAACAGACA